CCCCUCUCCCUCUCUCUCUCGCUCUCUCGAACCAGUUUCAGCUUCCUACGAUGGAAGCUUUUCUUCACUGCUCCCAAGAAACCUGAAAGAAUCCCUAGGGUUCACAGCAAUCGAUCCAUCCACGCUUCCUAAAAGAAUCCCUAGGGUUCUCGGCAAUCGAUCCAUCCACGCUUCCUCCCGAGCCCGGAAGGUAUCCACUUUCUUCUCCUCUUUUUCCUCCUCCGCCGUCUCGUCUCCUCCCAGAUCUGAAGCUACCGAUCCCCUCAAAAACCUCGAUCACAUCACAUUUCCCCCAAAUCCUCCGCCCAAAAAAAAAAAGUGGAAUUUUUCUGAGAAAACGCCGCUCUUAAAGAGAAGAGAUGGAGAAGCACCGAAAAAUCCAGAUAACUCUUGGUGUCAUCUCUCCGUUUCUAGUUCUGCUACUCCUUUACGCAGUGUACUGUUGUUUUCGGAGGAGAUUCGGAUGGAGAAGGGAGAGGGAGUCGUUGGAGGACGGGGGAUUUCGGUACGACAAGGAGGAGGGAGUAAAGGAGGCGGAGGGGCUGAUAGGAUUCGCCGGAGGGGAGCAUCUUACGGUCCAUGACAUCCUGGACGCGCCGGGGGAGGUGGUGGGGAAGUCUAGCUAUGGGACUCUCUACAGGGCCAGCCUCCAGCGGAGCGGCUCGGUGAUGCUCCUCCGGUUCGUCCGUCCGGCCUGUGUCGGCCGGACCAAGGACAUCCUCCCGGCGAUCCAGAUGCUGGGGCUUAUCCGGCAUCCGAAUCUGGUCCCCUUGAGGGCGCUGUAUGUAGGGCCAAGAGGGGAGAAGCUCUUUGUCCACCCGUUCUAUGCCGCCGGGACUCUGUCUCAGUUCCUCCGGGAUGGAGUUGCUGAAUCCCAAAGAUGGGAAGUUAUUUAUAAAUUAUCUCUGGGUAUCGCCAAGGGACUCGAUCACCUCCACACUGCCCUGCAGAGGCCUAUUGUCCAUGGCAAUCUCAAGUCCAACAACGUUUUACUGGAUGUUGAUUUCCAGCCUCGCCUCUCAGAUUUUGGCUUGCACCUCCUCUUGAAUCCGACAGCAGGACAAGAAAUGCUUGAAAUCUCUGCAGCUCAGGGCUACAAAUCUCCAGAGCUAAUUAAGAUGAAGGAUGCCAGCACAGAGAGUGAUAUCUACAGCUUGGGUGUUGUGUUACUUGAGAUGCUGACUCAGAAGGAGCCUAUGAACAACAAGUUCUUGCAUUCUCAGGAUCUUCAUCUGCCAACCUCCUUAAGAAACUUGGUACUCGAGCACAAAAUCUCUGAUGUGUUCAGCUCGGACCUCAUCAAUCAGAGUAGGAAACAAAAGUCCACUAAUGAAGACAGUUUGUUGAUGUUCUUCCAACUAGCGAUGGCUUGUUGCUCUCCUUCCCCUGCUUUGAGACCGGAUAUCAAGCACAUUGUCAAAAGACUCGAAGAAAUUGGACAGUGACAAUUGCCAAACUUGUGUUGGCAGCAGUGGAAGUGACAACUUUUCUUUGCAGUCUGGAAAUUUGUGCUAUUUUGUUGAUGAAGACAUCAAGAACCACAAGGAUAUUGACAAAAAAGAUGGGGACUAAUUUAAUCUUUCUUCUGAGCAACCAACCUACAUGCCUCGUGACCUUUGAAUCAGCAGCCUCAGCAACCCGAUGAUGGUGGUGUGGGCCAUAUCUUGGUUGUGUUGGGCCUUUUUUUUUUGUUGCCGAGGAACUAACAGUGCAGCAAUCAGGGGAUUCCAUUGGAUCCUUUCUGAUUCUAUCAGUUGAACCACUGACAUUGUAUAGCUUUUACAAAUCAAAUUGAGGAAGGACACAGCACAACCAGUGUGUAGAACAGCAAGUGCUCGCAGAACUUUACUGUGGAAUUCUUCUGAAUUUCCCUUCGGCUCUAUUGAGAAAUAGCUUGAGCUUUGGAGUUGUCCGUCAUGAAAUACAAAACCGACACAGACCUAUGACAUCAGUCUACUUUCAUCUUUUAUCCCAGAUUCUGGGUUCGCUUCUUCGACCGCGUCCUUUUAUUUUGAUGCAUUAGAGAGGAAUCAUGUGACAGGGAACCACUCUUGUGUCUCUUAGCCAAGCUGGCUUGGCUGGAAGCUGAGGAUCCCAUCCCUUCUCUGCACGGUUUGUUUCAAAAAUUAUGUCACCAGCCGAGGAAUACAAACAUAUCUAAGCACAUGGCUGGCAUUCCUUCCGUGUUGAUGCAGCUUGCCCAUGCAUGCUUCUCUCGAUCCCAGAAAUAGGGAGAGGCAAAUCAGCUGUUUAGAGGGAUAAUAUAGCCAGAGAUACUGGAUUAGAUGGUAAUUGUUCCAUGCAUUCUAAAGCUAUGGUUUUUCAACUCAGGUGAUUCUGGGAUGCAUCCAGUGCUCUUAUGGUCGUAUGCAUGCUUGAAGGAUGAUUGAAUUUUCAAAGAUUCCCUCUUAAAUCUCCACAGUGGAAGUUUUGUCUUUACCAAAAUCAAGACUGUCCUCAGGGAUGUUUACAAAAAUGCACUGUUGCCAAUUACUUUGUGGUGUUAUUACAUUGAUCCGAAACCCCACCUGUAUUGUAUACUGUGGUGCGAGAAGUGCACGCACCUUUCUAUAUACCUCUGUGCAUGUGGUAGCUCACGUUUCAGUAUUAUAUGUCCCAAUCCAUCCUCAACAGUUCUGCCAACUGGAUGCUGGUUCACAUGUUUUGGUCAGUUCAAUAAUCUUUCUUAUUAUGUUGGACAGAUUACGACAAACUAGUCUUUGUUUUUUUGGUACAUAGUAGAAACUAGUCUUUAAAG
Molecule: messenger RNA, 2758 nt
Organism: Elaeis guineensis (African oil palm)
Lineage: Eukaryota; Viridiplantae; Streptophyta; Magnoliopsida; Arecales; Arecaceae
Product: putative kinase-like protein TMKL1
Biological process (GO): protein phosphorylation
Molecular function (GO): protein kinase activity; ATP binding
Source: RefSeq, a predicted model, not a curated record